This is a messenger RNA of Nicotiana tabacum (common tobacco), 1585 nucleotides long. Its product is annotated as protein NLP7-like. The record is from RefSeq and is a predicted model, not a curated record. Gene Ontology annotation, molecular function: protein binding; DNA-binding transcription factor activity. NCBI's taxonomy places the organism in Eukaryota, Viridiplantae, Streptophyta, Magnoliopsida, Solanales, Solanaceae.
CGUACCAAUUGCACGCUGUGCUGGAUUUACCGCCUGUUUUGCAAUUUUUGUGAGACUGAAUAGUGCAUGCCACAUGGUACUAGAAUUCUUUUUACCUAAUGAUGAGACGCUCGAUAGAAAUCCACAGUUUCUUGAGCAAGCUAUUAGCCACAAUUCGAGAGCAACUUCUGAGCUUUUUCCUUGAUUCAGGACCAAGCCUGUUUGUUGAGGUUAUCAGAAUUGCUCCUGUUGAUGAGCUUGAUUCCUUUGAGAUAAGCCAACUACAACAAGGGGUUCGAUCAAAGGGAAACGAAAAGAUGGUGCUUUUUGAUUCGUUGAAUAAAGAUUCCGCUGAUUUAGGACCUUCGAGUUCAACUGACAUAGGAGCUCAUCACAUGGAAAUUGCAAAGGAUACUCCUGAUAACGGAGAAGAAACUGUGCUGCCAGAUUCAGCACACAAACAAGGAGUUGAGGAAGCUGAUGCAAUGGACAAAGAAAAGAGUUCUGUACAUUUCAUACUUGCAACAUCAUUUGCUGUUUCAGAGAAAAAAUUGCAGCAAAACUUGUCUACUGAUAAAGCUUCGCUUGAUGAAAAACUUGAUUCCUUCGAAAUAGGCCAUCGUCAACUUCCCUCGAUGGUACAAUAUGACACCAUCAAUCAAAUAUUUGGUUUUGAUCCUUCAAGUUCAUCUGAUUUAGAAGAAAUUAUAACUGCGGAUUAUGGACGUGAUACUCAAUUGAAUCUUCAGUCAAAGAAGAGAGGAGAAAGUACACAGCCAGAUUUGGCACAUCAGCAGAGAGUGGAGGAAGCUGAUGUAGGCGACAAACGAAGGCAUUCUGUGCACGUCGAAGAGAAUGCAAAUUCCCAUAAUUGUCCAGAGAAACAUAAAAGGAUAAAGAGGAUAGAAAAGGAGUAUGGUAUUAGUCGUAGUGUUCUAGAAGAACAAUUUGGAAAGAAACUUUCUGAUGCUGCAAAGAGUUUAGGAGUUGCUCGAAGUACCUUGAAGCGGAUGUGCAGAGACUACGAUAUAUACAGGUGGCCACGUAGUAAGUCUGCAAAUGAUGUAUGCUCGCUUUCUGAAAACAAACCAGUAAAAAGAGUUGAAAACCAGACGGGGAAUUCCAGUCGAGAAGACCUGCAGCUACCACAUGCUGGUCUGUCUAAUGGAAUGGAUACAACUACGACGUUGACUCAGAGGAAGAAACCUACGGCUACAUUUCAGAGUGACAACGCCAUGAGCGUAAAGGUAACUUACAAAGAUGUGACUAUAAGGUUUCCGUUCUCUCUUUCAUCGGGGAAAAUUGAUUUGGAAACAGAAGUUGAAAAGAGAUUGAAAUUAGUACUUAUUGGAAGUUAUUCUAUCAAGUAUGAAGAUGAAGAUAACGAUUGGAUUGCAAUAACUUGCGAUUCAGAUUUAGAGUAUGGAAUGCACACUUUAAGAUCAUUAGGAAGAACUACAAUGAAGAUGUUGGUUGAGCCCUUGAAUUGAUUUUACUGAUUAUGUACACGAUAUAUGUCCCUUAUUUUUAGUGUACACAACUUGUGUUACAUUCUAGAGGUUUUCAAUACUCUAAGAAUGAUAUUCCUUGUUUUUCCAUCAUCUGA